Messenger RNA from Pomacea canaliculata, 3631 nucleotides. Its product is annotated as neprilysin-1-like. Lineage: Eukaryota; Metazoa; Mollusca; Gastropoda; Architaenioglossa; Ampullariidae. The record is from RefSeq and is a predicted model, not a curated record. Gene Ontology annotation, molecular function: metalloendopeptidase activity. Bases 574 to 963 code for a protein of 129 amino acids. The transcript has 8 exons. Gene Ontology annotation, cellular component: plasma membrane. Gene Ontology annotation, biological process: protein processing.
UACAAACAACUCCAAAAAAAUCAUGAUCAUGACACGCUUUUGUGAUUUGAUAUCAAUUUUGCUUGUUUUAUAAGCCCUUUCUAUGACAAGAAUAGCACAUCACCGGUUCCGACCACUCUGAGGCAAACAGCCUCAGGAUUAAAAGACCAUCGUAUAGCCCUGUCAUGAGACUCGUCACAGCAGACAUCUAGAAGUAGACAAGCACUCACCCGAUUGGGUAGGAGGGAUGGGGGCCUUGCGAAGAAGGAGAAAAAAACCCCGAUGUGGGUACACAUCAGCCCUCACAAUUCGUCGCGACCCUGUGAGGCUUAUCUGUGACCCCAUCGUGACAUGCCUGCAGUCACGUGACAUCUCGACCCUCAGAGCGCGGCCACCACAUCGCUUUUUAAACGCCGCUGGGAAUUCGUGACAACAAACAGAAUCAGUCCACGCUGCCUCUCAGCCUGCAGCCAGAGGAUCCACCUUUCACCUGCUGUCAUCAUCAGAUCAGGUAGUACUUAUGACGAGAAAGGUAACCUGCGGCAGUGGUGGCAAAAGGACGAUCUAAAGACCUUCGAAAGUCGAACUCAGUGCAUGGUGGAUCAGUACAGUCAGUUCGUGGACAAGGAGCUGAAUAUGACCGUCGAUGGCCGCCAGACUAUAGAUGAAAACAUCGCGGACUCUGUAGGAAUUAAAAAGGCCUUCAGGGCAUAUCGCAGUGUUAUCACAGAGAGAGGCCAAGAAGAGAACAAGUACCCGACACUACCGUACUCGCAGAACCAGAUCUUCUUUAUCGGCUUUGCACAAAAUUGGUGCAUUAAUGCAGUGCCGGGUGCUCGUGCGUUCAUGCUAAGGUACCACGUCCACAGUCCAGGUUACAUAAGGGUUCUAGGAUCUAUUCAGAAUAGUGAAGAUUUUGGAAAAGUCUUCAACUGUCCCGUGGGAACACCCAUGAAUCCACAGAAAAAGUGUGAGGUCUGGUAGAAGACCACAUGAUCAAGAACGACCAUCGGCUGUAGCUGACCCUGAGGACACUUUGUUUCAACUUCUUUCCACAUUCUUUUUAAACAGAUCAUGUCACUUGAUUUGUAUCUUAAUUCUUCCAUCUUUUUAUUCUUGUAUUGCGCUUUUCUUGCUUUUUUUCUUCUUUUCUUUAUUUAUUUCUUCCGAUGACGAUUAAACGACGUGCCAGCUGUUUUAUUGGGGAAGAAGAAAAUGCUGUAUAAUUAUGUAAGAAGAUUCAAGUUCAUGAUAAUGCAAGCUGAUAUUGUAAUAAGCUUUUUUUUAGCACUUUUAAAAAAAAUUCAACUCAUAAAACAACGUUUGAUGUACGUAUGAAGAACCAGUUAUAUUUUAGUUUGGUCAGACAAAGCUAAUAUCAACAAAUUAUCUUACGGAGAGAGAGAGGUGUUGCACGUAUUUUAUUGAAUACUAUUAAUAUAGAAUAGUCAGUCUUCCUCUGACUGUAUCACAAUAGCACUUGACACCCACACGCACGUGCACACACAGUUUUGUAUAUACUUAUUGCUUUUGAUAGUUGUUUAGCAAUCUCUUUACUGAAGCUUAUUAAAAACCAAUUUUUAAAAAAAAAUUGAGGAGUACUGCUUGUUUUGUUUUUAUGCUAGACAAUUUGUUCUUAUUUUUUUUAAAAUGAAGUCAUUAGAGACAGAAAAAAAAGAGAAAUAUUAGCUUUUCUCGGAGGAAAACCUCAUAGAAGAAAGUAGACAACUGGCGUUGACAAUAUGAGAGCAGAGGUGCACAAGCUGAGUGAGAAAGGCGCAACAAUGUUCAACAUUACUUAGGGCUUACUUAGGUGAACCUCUUCGCAGUCUUGGAACAAAACAUGUUUGGGAACAGAAACUUUACCAUUUGCAAAGUCCAUCAGUCUGUUGUACAGGAAGCACUGUCAUGUUCCUCUCGCUGACUGUCACUGUCAAACUAAUGUUUGAAGGUAAACAACACCGGAAAACAAAUAAUGUGAGCAAUCGCAUUCGUUGAAGCUGUUUCUACGGGUCAAAGCUUAUUUUGUGUUAUGUCGUCUUUUAAUUUGACUUAAAGAAAACAAAAUUGUUCCAGAGGUACCCGAAGUAAGCACUGAUUUAACAAACCAAAGAGGAUGCUGUAGGAGGGGGGAGACACGAAGGUUGAAACUUAAAAACGCUGUUAUUCCCUCCCGUCCUCUGUCUCCUCCACACCCUCGUUUGUGUAGCUGCUGUUGUUGUUUAUGUUAGGACAGCUCCUUGAAUAAAAGUAGUAGUCCUUAUUGUCAAACAUGUUUUACCCGCCCCUGUCACUUCGCUAGUUUGCAGCAAACUUGUCACGUCUUUAGUGUGACGGCACACAGGUCACAGUAUAGUGUGACAACACACAGGUAACAUCGCUGGUGUCACAGCACACAGGUCACGUCACUAGUGUGACGACACAGAGGUCAGGUCGCUAGUGUGACAGCACACAGGUCACGUCACUAGUGUCACAACUCGAUGCCAUUAUCUCAGUCACGUCGCUAGAUCUACAGAACACGUGACUGCUGUUACAACAAUGGUCACGCUCCGGUCACGACACCGCACCUGCACUAUUUUACUUUUUUAAAACUUACAUUUCUUGCAGCUGUAGUUGUUAUUGUUCAGGACUAGAUUCUAUUGUUCAGCUUAGCUUCCUAGCCUGGUUAAUUAUCUCCAGUCCACGUGGCCUCGUUUCUCCUAGUCAAGUGUUUCACUAAUGUUCGUGCUAUUGUCAGGCCCGUUCUUGUACAAACACGAAUUGCUGUACACGGUACACGUCCCUGAUAACCUCUUUUUAUGUUCCUCCCUCCAAGGUACGGGUAGGUGAGUAAUCAACUCCCCAAGGGAUGACGUCAUCUGUUGUGGUUGACCGUCUUGAGUGGUCUAUGCCAGACCACAACUAACAAAAACGCAACAAAAAUAAAAGAAGACAAAAACUUCGCUAAGAAAUGAAUUUUAUUGCUUUUGAAGGAGUGAAAUGCAUGCCUAACAUUUCCCUUGGUGUUAGAUUUUUAUCACCAAGACUAUCGCGCCACCACUUCAUGCGAAAUUAAUGCAAUAAUUAAUUAAUAAACCAAUUUUGCCUUCAAAAACCUACACCAACAUUGCUUUCAGCCUCCUCUGCUACCUUCCACCUUUGGUUCAAGCUAAACAUGCAGUUGACCUUUGCGUCGUCAUAUUUUUCUUAGGAUAACGGGUCUUGGUCUGCUAGUGAACGCGCGUGCACCGUGCAGGAGAUGUGCAUCACGUGCAAACCUGUUUGCCUGCUGCAUGAUAGGAAACAAAUCAAAAUGUUAAAGGUUAUUUUACUUCGCACAAUGGUGUCUCAUGAGUAGAGACAUUGGGUCAAUUCCUAGAUAACAUGUUUAUACCUUCCAGGCGCCCAUGACUUGUGAAGGAGGGGAGAAAAUGAAGUUUGUUGUUUCGGUUUCAUUCUUUAAAAUUAAGAGGAGUGCGGGGAUGAACAGUGCACGUGACCGCAAUGUGGUGCGAGCGUGGACUGUUGUUCUGUAUUGCAGCUUCAAAAGGUAAAUGGAACUGCGAAUAUCAAAGUCCACCACGAUGAACAAGGGAAACAAUUAAGAAUGACAAUGAGUCAUGCCGUCUAUGUUGUCUAUCUCGUCUAGAGAAAAGAAAAACAAAGCAAGAAA